CACUUUUGACUCGGGGAAAGCCAGGCGACACUAGUGUCGGCCGCCCAGCAGAGGUAGAGCCUCCCAUUCUCCCUUCCCAUCCCGCCGUCCGCACUCCCGCCGUCCGCACUGCAGUCGUCCGCACUCCCGUCCCCCCCCCCGCCAAACCAGUAUCCGCUUCACUCCUUCCAAUGGAUCUCGCUUGGCGGAACUCCGCUCCAUUCACUGCGCGGCUCCGCGCGCCAGCUCCCGGACAGCUUGCGCCGCUCGACGGUCACCGCAUUCUGCGCGGCUCCUGCGGGUUGCGCGGAGUCUCGCCGCUCCGCGCACCUGCGGGAACUUCCGCAAGAAGGGGCAUUCGAGUGCGCCCCAGCAGGCGGGCGGGCCGACGCACGCGCGCGGAGGCGGGGAACGCAACGGAAAAGGCGGAAGCGGAAGCGAGCGGGGCGUGGCGGGAGGCCGCGCGGGUGGGGGAGGAGAUACGCGCGUGCUACGAGGUGGUGGAGCGCAUGGGGCGCGGAUUCGUGUUCCUGGGGUCGUCGCGCAUCGCGGAGGACCACCCCUUCUUCCGCCAGUCGCUCGCGCUCAGCCGGGAGAUCGCGGUGCAAUUCAGCAGCACCACGUGGUCGGGCAUCGGGCCUGGUCUCAUGGAUGCAGUGGCCCUGGGAGCAGAGGCCGUCAACAGGCCAGUCGCGGGCUUUAAGAUAGUGUCUGAGGCGCGCCAAGCCGAGGCUGCGUUUGUGCACCCCAGGCUUCCUGCUCACGCCUAUGUCACCUGCAGGUCAGUGCUAGCGCGCAAGCAGGGCUUCCUCAUGGCGGGAAGUCGCUCCACUGAGGCACAUGUGGCGGGCUUCAUCGCACUACCUGGCGGCGUGGGUACGCUGGACGAGAUUCUAGACUUCCUUGCGCUGCGCCAGCUGGGCGUAGGCGCAGGGGCUCCAGGCGAAGGGUCACUGGGCGUGAGCUCAAGCCCAGGUUCGUCCAGAAAACGGUCGCAAGGGUUACCGGUGCCGUUCCUGCUGAUGGAUUAUGAGGGCUGCUACCAGCCGCUGCUUGCCUGCAUGGAGGAGAUGCAGCGCUGGGGGUUGGUGGAUGAAAGGGAGGUAGAGUCACUCUGGCAUGUCUGCAGGAGUAACGAUGAGGCCUUGCACUUCCUACGGAAGUUCUAUUCUUGACAAGACAAUUGUUGGAGUUUUGAGUAGCGCUGCUGGUUGCUUUGGGUGCUUUGCGUGGCGACCUGGAGGUUGUAAAAGCUCUCUUUCCUGUCCAUGCGUUAAGUGGUUA
This is a messenger RNA of Closterium sp. NIES-67, 1263 nucleotides long. The record is from the annotation of a GenBank genome assembly. Lineage: Eukaryota; Viridiplantae; Streptophyta; Zygnematophyceae; Desmidiales; Closteriaceae.